Neurospora tetrasperma FGSC 2508 is the source of this 909-nucleotide messenger RNA. RefSeq lists its product as uncharacterized. Gene Ontology annotation, cellular component: peroxisomal matrix. Lineage: Eukaryota; Fungi; Ascomycota; Sordariomycetes; Sordariales; Sordariaceae. The coding region runs from base 1 to 840 and encodes 279 amino acids. Gene Ontology annotation, biological process: fatty acid beta-oxidation. The transcript has 2 exons. The record is from RefSeq and is a predicted model, not a curated record.
AUGGCGGAACCGUCAGUCAUCAAUGUCGAGUACAAGGGCCGACUGGCCAUCAUCACCAUCAACAAUGAAAAGAAACUCAACGCCCUCACCCAGAUGCAAUACUACGAUCUGGCUCAACGGCUACGCGAGGUUGCGACCCACGAUGAGGUCUACAUUACCCUGAUCAUUGGCACCGGCCGUUACUUUUCUGCAGGUGCCGACGUCUCCAUCUCCAGAUCCAACGUCGCCCCCUCCGAAGGUCUCUCCUCUCAAGACGCCAUCCACAACCACUGGCUCCGCAACUUCGUCGCCAACAACCUCAACAUCACCCAGGCCUUCUAUACGCACCCCAAGAUUCUUAUCGUUGGUCUCAAUGGGCCCGUCAUCGGCCUCUCCGCCGCUUUGGUUUCCUUCGCCGACUUCAUCUACUGCGUCCCCUCCACUUUUCUGCUCACCCCCUUCUCGUCACUCGGUCUAGUAGCCGAGGGAGGCGCCUCUCGCGGUCUUGUCCAGCGAUUGGGUCUACCCAAGGCUAACGAGGCGUUGAUUAUGAGUAAGAAAAUUACAAAGGAGGAGCUGGUGCAGACCGGGUUUGUGACCAAGUGCUUUGAGGAAGUCGGAAGGGGAGAGACGAAAAAGUUUAAGGGGUUGGUGUUAAAGGAAAUUGAGGAAAGGUUGGGAGAUCAUUUGGUCGGAGAUAGUUUGUUAGGGAUCAAGAGCCUGAUUAGAAGGCCUGAGAGGGAUGUGUAUGAUGCGCAGAAUGUGGCGGAGGUGAUGGCAGGGUUGGACAGGUUUGUUAGUGGAGUGCCGCAGGGGGAGUUUGAGAAAAUUGCGAGCGGGAAGAAGAGGCAUAAGCUUUAAAGGGGGGAAUUGUGUAGGCUUGUGAGUGGAGAAGAGGAUGAUGAGGGAAUGGUUGUAUAUCUCAUUUUG